AUUAAACCAGGAGAGGUUGGCCUCGGCGCUGUUGUGCUCGUCGGGCUUGCCGGCCGCCAUGGAGCUGCUGUGGGGCUUGCUUCGCCUUUUGCUCGCUGUGUCCCUCCUGGCUUUUGGCCUUUAUUGCUGCUACAUAAAAUCAGUCCAUUUGAGAUAUGAUCACAUCCCCAGCGCCCCAAGGGCGAGCUUUUUCCUUGGCCAUCUGCCGAUCAUUUGGAGAGUGCUUAAAAGCAAGCAACUUCUUCAGGAUCUCUAUCUGCAAUGGGCGGAAGAGUAUGGCCCAAUCCUGCGUGUUAAUGCCUUUCACAGAGUUACGCUAUUGGUGUUAAGUCCUGAAGGAGUAAAGGAGUACCUGAUGUUACCAGAAUACCCAAAGGACCCAUAUAUAUACAGCCGUAUUUUCAAUUUGUUUGGUGUAAGAUUCAUAGGAAAUGGCUUGGUAGCAGAUCAUCAGUAUGACCAUUGGCACAAACAACGCAAAAUUAUGGAUCCAGCAUUUACCCGAAGUUACCUGAUUGGAUUGAUGGGAAUCUUUAAUGACCAAGCGGAAGAACUUAUGAAGGAGAUGGAGAAAAAAGCAGAUGGGGAAACGGAAGUGGAUGUGAUGGACUUGCUGAGACGGGUGACGCUGGACAUCAUUGCAAAGGUGGCGUUUGGCUUAGAAUUGAACACCCUUCAUGAUGACCUCACACCUUUCCCACAUGCAGUGAACAAGGUCAUGAGAGCCAUGCGUGACUCACGCCGUCCGUUCUUCCAGUACCUGCCAGGGAAUAGAAAAAUAGUGAAAGAGGUUCAGGAAAGCGUGAGGCUGCUACGUCGUACUGGAAAGGAAUGUAUCGAGCGGAGGCGCAAGGCUAUCGAGAAUGAGGAAGAGGUUCCACUGGAUAUUCUCACUCAGAUAUUGAAGGGUGCAGCUGAGGAAGGCGACUGUGGCGAUGAAAAUAUGCUGGACAAUUUUGUCACCUUCUUUUUUGCAGGUCACGAAACCACUGCCAAUCAGUUAUCUUUUGCUGUAAUGGAGCUGGCACGGCAGCCUGAGAUAGUUGCAAAACUUCAGGCUGAAGUGGACGAGGUCAUUGGCGUGAAGAUAGACAUUGCUUAUGAAGAUCUUGGGAAGCUCAAAUACCUGUCACAGGUUCUCAAAGAAAUCCUGCGGUUAUAUCCACCAGUUUCUGGCACUGUACGCUGGACAGGAAAGGAAAAGGUCAUUGAAGGGGUCAACAUUCCAGCAAACACCUCCAUAAUUUUCAGCACAUAUAUCAUGGGACGCAUGGAAAGGUAUUUCAAGGAUCCACAUAUUUUCAAUCCGGACCGAUUCAGCAAAGACCAACCGAAGCCUUACUUUUCAUAUUUCCCAUUUUCCCUGGGUUCUCGUUCCUGUAUUGGGCAGGUAUUUGCACAGAUGGAGGCUAAACUGGUGCUGGCCAAAUUUCUGCAGAGGUUUGAAUUCCAGCUGGUUCCACCGCAGAGCUUUAAACUUUUGGACGCGGGAACGCUGAGGCCGUUGGAUGGUGUAGUAUGCAGACUGAAACCACGACACUAGCUGAGUUGUAAAGAGGAAAUGCAAUAUUGACCGUGGGGUCAUUGUGAUGGAUCUCCCCAGGUUUUCUUGUGAGCAGCAAGCCCUAGAGGCUGGACUGAAUUCUGUAAACUGUCUGGCUUGGAACCAUGUUAUCCACUUCUGGCUUUGCUGCAAAUUGGCACUUCCAACAAAUAAUAAUAAUAAUAUAAUUUCUCCCUUUGGAUCGAGGCAGGGAACAAUAUUAGUACAGGAAUCAACACAUCUUUAAAAUUCUUGAUUUUACAUUAAUCUGGGUAGGCCUGCCGGAAAAGGCUAGUCUUCAAAGCUGCCUUAAAAUCACAGAGGGAGUUAAUAUUACGAAUCUCCUCCGGCAAGCUGUUCCAUAAUCCAGGGGCGACAGAAGAAAAGGUCCUCUGGGAAACUGAUGUCAGCCUAGUCUUGGUUGACUGAAGUAAGUUCUCCCCAGAGGACCUGAGUAUGCGGGGCGGACUGUAUGGGAGAAGGCAAUCCCGCAGGUAACCUGGACCCAAACCAUUUAGGGCUUUAAAGGUAAUGACCAACACUUUGUACUUUGCCCGGAAACUAAUCAGCAGCCAGUGGAGUGAUUUUAAUGUUGGGGUAAUAUGCUCACCCCUAGAUGUACCGGUGACCAACUUGGCUGCCAUAUUUUGAACAAGUUGAAGUUUCCCAACUAGGUACAAUGGUAGCCCUAUGUAGAGCGCAUUGCAGAAGUCAAGCCUUGAGGUUACCAGCGCAUGCACAACUGUCUUUAGGUCUUCUGACUCUAAGAAGGGGGGCGCAGCUGGCGUAUCAGCCGAAGCUGAUAGUAGGCACUCUUGGCCGUCACGUUUAUCUGGGCUGUCAUUUAGAGUGACGGAUCCAGGAGCACCCCCAAACUGCGAACACAGUCUUACAAGGGGAGUGUAGCCCCAUGCAGAACCAGUUGACACACCUCCAAACCCAGGUCAGAGCCCUUGACAGCAAGCACCUCUGUUUUGUCUGGAUUCAGCUUUAGUUAGUUUUUCCUCAUCCAGCCCAUUACUGUCUCUAAGCAUUCAUUCAGAGGAGACACACUAUCCUUAGCUGAUGCUGUUUUUGAAGGCAUAGAGAAAUAUAUUUGGGUGUCAUCAGCAUACUGAUAGCAACCCGCCCCAUGCCUCCGGGUGAUCUCUCCCAGCAGUUUCAUAUAGAUGUUAAACAGCAUUCAGUCCAGCCCCAAAAAUAUCUUUUCCCAUUCAGAAAUUUUAGUAACAAUAGUUGCAUUUAACUUACCCGGAUAUGAUUGUAAUGGGGUAAGGGGAGACCACACUGGGGACAGCUUAGACUGCCACUUUUUCCAAAUUGUAAAAAUAGUCUUUGUGUAUGGGUUUUGAAUAUUGUUUAAUUCCUUUGUUUUUAUAGAUUGAAAAGGUACUGCCCAUAAGGGGGCUUUAUUCAACAUUUCUUCUUCCAAGUGUAUCCAAUUUUUAUUUGCCUUCAUAAUAAUAAAAUGAAGCUGUCGUAA
This is a messenger RNA of Elgaria multicarinata webbii, 3026 nucleotides long. RefSeq names its product cholesterol 24-hydroxylase-like. Gene Ontology annotation, molecular function: iron ion binding; cholesterol 24-hydroxylase activity; heme binding. The record is from RefSeq and is a predicted model, not a curated record. The transcript is spliced from 15 exons. Lineage: Eukaryota; Metazoa; Chordata; Lepidosauria; Squamata; Anguidae. The coding region runs from base 59 to 1543 and encodes 494 amino acids. Gene Ontology annotation, biological process: cholesterol catabolic process.